This is a messenger RNA of Schistosoma haematobium, 7862 nucleotides long. Its product is annotated as glycolipid transfer protein domain containing. Gene Ontology annotation, biological process: intermembrane lipid transfer; ceramide transport. The record is from RefSeq and is a predicted model, not a curated record. Gene Ontology annotation, cellular component: cytoplasm; cytosol; membrane. The transcript is spliced from 2 exons. Bases 6009 to 6776 code for a protein of 255 amino acids. Lineage: Eukaryota; Metazoa; Platyhelminthes; Trematoda; Strigeidida; Schistosomatidae. Gene Ontology annotation, molecular function: ceramide 1-phosphate binding; ceramide 1-phosphate transfer activity.
UCCUCUUUUAUUGUUAACACACCUAGGUUCCUGCCUGGAGGAUUUGGUGAUCCCCUGCUACUAGACACGGAAGCCUGUUAAGCGAAAGCUUCUCCUAUUCCGUCCACAACCAUUUGAACCAUUUGCUUUUCCAUUUCCACUUUUCCAUCCCUCGAAAUCCCUCUAAGAUGGCAAGAAUCAUGGAAGUUUAAAUUUGAAAAUGCCUGGAAUUUCGUUUCACCUGUGGGAUGCUGAAAAAACGAGAUCAGUUGUUUCACCCUACAAUAUAUUGGGAAUACUUAUUAUUGGAAAAUGUACAUAGUAUGAUGAUGUGCGUUACUUAUGACUGUAAUUAUCAAUUUACGACAACUAGAGGAUACUUGACCUCUAAAGGUCGUGACGCUAAAGAACGUAUAGUUUUUAAAUUCCACAAUAUAUUCUGCGCAAUUAUAAGUUUAUAACUGUUGUGCUUUAACAUUACCGUAACAUCUACCUACCUCACUAUAAAGUUUAUAAAAUAGGCACCUUCAGAAAUCUUCAAGAAAAUAUUUUCUCAGAAUCUGUUAGGUUUUCAGUCUGAACAAAAGGCAGUUUUGACACCGGUAGACAAAGGCAGUAGUGUAUGCAUCACCUUUAAUUAAAUAAUGGGUCAUUCGGGUGAUGCUUCGCUAAAUUUACCUAACGUGUACAAUAAAUUCAAAGCAUGCGCAAACGGUGAUAACGUUCUGCUCCCUGAGUAUUGUGAAGCAUAUACGGAGGUUUCUAAGUAAGCUAGAUUUUGUUACAUGUUUGCAGACUUCUCGUAUACUUUGGAAAUCUUUUUUAUUUCGUGACCAGUGAUGUCAAUCACAAAAUUUCGGAACUCCGCGACCUGUAUGCGGCAGAUAAAAUUAAUUAUAAAUCUGUCGAGCAGAUGGCUGUUUAUGAGGAAAAGCAGAAUGAACACCUUCCAGUUAAAAAGCGGAAAUGCGUCGGUUCCCGGACACUUCUCCGACUCCACCGGGCUCUUCUCUUUGUGAUCGAUUUAAUGCAAGAAGUUUGCAGAGGCAAGUUACGGAGUUUUAAAUUUAUUGGUUCAUAUUAUCGGGAUGAGGGAGUUCCUCGUCAGUUCACCUUGGCUAGCUGUAAAUAAUGUGGGACCUGCCACAAACUUGCGUUAGUUCAGUUCCCAUCAUCAUGUAUCACAUCGACUAAGUCCAGACCUCACAUACGACUUCAGCAAGGAGUCACCAACCCCUAAGAUCUAUGUUCCUUUUGCCCCGACUAUCCUUAGUUUCCUCAAGUCCAAUUCUUAUUUGUGCAUAUUUGAGCUGACGAUACACUGGUAUAUGCAGAGUGACCUAUCCACCGUAAUCGAAUUUACAAAGCUGCUGAGAUAACCAGGUUUAAUGACCUACUAUUCAUACAAAGAUAUUUGCAAGCUUAUGGUCAUUGUAUUACUUAGAGUUAUGUCUUUAAGUGCGGAAAACAAACACAACUCGGUCCAAAAAUAUGUUACUUCACAAAGUAAAGUACAUUUAGUCGGUAACUACGAUUGUUUAAUUUACUCCGACUCUAAAAGUGCCUUGAGUCUGCAACCAGGGUGUUAUAGGUUCUAUUUGAUAUAUAUCAUUUUUCCACCUUAUAAUCUGGCUUAGCACUGCUCUAUGGUAGUCAGCGUUAAGACCAUAAAGCAUAUUUUAGCGGAGGUUAACCGUGUUUCUGGCCGAACUAUUCGUAUUACUUUGUUUUUGUAUUUAAGCACUUUAUUGACACUACGUAUAGAUUCCAUAAGUAUUAUUAACAACAGGUUGUCUGACACAACUAUAACCUAUGUAGUGUUCAACACCUGUUCAAACCUGCAGGAUUAUUAUUACCUCUAAUAUUUAAAAUUUCAUCAAAAUCCAUCUAUAAUUAUUCACUCUUUUGGUUUCUUUCAAGAUCUUUUUAUCUGAUCAUUGCCUCAGAUUCCACUUUUACAAUUCUUCCAUGAUUUAUUAUCAUGUUUUGUUCAACAAAGUAUUAACUCGUUAGUUUUGAUUGUGUUAAGUACGAAACAUAUUAAUGCGCUCCAACUUAGAGCAAACACAGAUGCUCUUAAUGUAACAUGCUAAAGGGUAGCAUUAAUGGUAAUUCAGUAAACUAUAGUUACAUAAAACACUUUUGGUAGCUUUUAAUCAAUAAAAUAUGUUGCAUACUCAAAAGUCAGAAACAUGUACAUAAUUUCUCCUAAAAGCAGUAAUUAACAUUAAGUCGAUUUUCACCUUUUAGUACAAUUCAAAGUGUAUUUGUUAAAUUUUAUAGCGCCACCGGAUGAACAAUUGAAGGUUAUUGCUCGGUCAGUGUACGACAAAACCCUCUCUCAAUAUCAUCCAUGGCCUAUUAGGAAAGCUGUUGGAGUUGCUGUUUAUGCUCUUCCUACGCAGGAACAUUUGGUUCAUCAUAUCGUCCAAUCUCAACCCCCUGGGAGUGGUUUGCUUACAAAUGAACAAUGUGCAGAGUUUCUCACUUCACAUGCUUUACCUGUAAUGCGCAAGGUAUAUGACUGUAUUCAAGCUAUUUUCGAGAAACACGAUAUGCUAAAUUUACCAUAGUUAUCUUGAUGUAUACUAUUUCAGAACUUAAUAUUGUUGUACUUCAAAAACAAUACUCAAAAAGAUAAGUCUUAAAGAAAUGAAAAUUAUUUUCGUAUGUGGAAGUUAUUUUGCUUUCGUUUUAUGUUUUAUUUCUAUAUUCUUAAUUUACGAUACUAUGUGGUUUCCAAUGACAGCAUAUUAGUCUUUAUAAAUUGGUUAAUUAUAACACUUCCUCACACAUUUAGAAAUCUCUAUCAUUUCUGAGAUUUUUAAACAUUGAUUCAUAUACCUUGCUUACAUUUUCAGUAGAUUCUAGUUUGUUUUGUACUCAGUUCUCUUCAAAACAUCUAAAAAUACUUAGAAACAAAUGAUGUUUUUCACUUAACUGUAUUUAUUGUAUCAUAAGUACAACUGUAGCAAAGCAGACAAAUGUGUUUGUUGUAUUUUUUAUUAUAAUCAGAAUGGGGUUUGUGAAGGUUGUAAUUUUAGUAGUUGGAUUCAGUGGUGGUCUACCUUACACUGACUCAUUAGUUCAACCAUUUUUUCAUUACAUUAAGAUAUGAAAAAUCUCUCGGAAAAAUGUACUAGGAUAAAAGUCGUUCGCAAUAAACCUUUACCAUGUUCACUAUGCCACAUUUCUCUGGUAAUAUAGACUUGACAAUACAAUGGUAUAAGUACAAUGUGCAAAAUCCCUAAUUAAAUUAAGAAUUGUAAAAUACUUAAGGAAAUCCCAAUGUCCCGAUUUGAUAUUUUAUGACACCAUGUUGGAAGUGGAAAUUCACCACUAAGAAAAUACUCAAAUGCUAGUCAGUGGGUAAAACACUUAAUAGUGAUUUUUAAGUCACUCGUUUAAUCCAAACUCCAUGUAAAUGAAGUUACGUAGUUAGUUGCUGAGGCAGGAGUUUUGGGACAUAAACGUAAGGAGUAAUCUCGUUGAGUCUCGUUUGCAAUUACGUUGGUGUUUUUGAAUCGCUUAACGAAUUACAGUCUAUAGAACUAUGCAUAUUUAGAAACUUGUUAAGGUAUUCUAUGCUUAACGAAGUCAUUUAUGUAUUCUAUUCUGUAAGUACUCUACUUAUUGAUUGAUAGUAUUUCGCCUAAUGGUAUAAAAGACUUUAACUGCAAGGACCGAAAUGCAUGUGUUAAUCGUAUUUUGUAUCAGUGUUAAUAAAAAUUUUUGAAGUAAACAUCCUCUGUGACUAGUCUAUAGUCUGCCCUUAGUUUUUGUAGAAUAAUGUUUAUGAAGUAUUGGAAAAAGAUUGUAUGAGUAACACAGAACCUGACGUAAUAGUUCUUCAGUUUGAGUGUUAUUCUUUCCAUCAGUGAUUUUACUACCUUUAUAACUUCAAGUUUCUGUUAAUUUAUUACUGGUAUAUAUGGAAUUAUUAGUUCCUUUAUGACCACUUACUCAAUUAUGUAUGGAUAUAAUGUAAUGAAAUAAAAAGUUACCAUAAUCAUAAUAUUCCUUAUGAUUAUUUGUUUCCAUUUAAUCUAUUAUUAAUUGUCACAUGUCUGGUAUGUAACUUGUAAUCAAAGAGAGGUUGACUAGUAUCGUUGUAUGGUAAUUAUCAGCUUGUUACAUUGUUUAUGAAAACGAAUUUUAUACAUAUUAUAUGCUUGUAUUGUUUGUGAUAGACAACAGUAGCCAUUUUAAAAAUUAAUCAGUAUGCUAUUAGAUUAAAUAGUAAGAAACUUAAAAUAAUUGGGUGUUUAACAAAGGUGUUAUACUUUUAAAAAUCUAACUGACGAGAGCAAUUUAAUAUAUGGUCGAAAUCGAAGAAUAUAAAAGGAGGACAGUUAAUAACGGAAAGUCUUUAAAUUCUUACAAAAUAAGAUUAAUAAGAGAUCCGUCUACUUCAUGUACAUCAUCCUAGAAAACCACUUAUUCAUCCUGUCUUGACAUCAGUAGCCGGCAAGUUUGCAUUCAUUCACGUGCUUUUUUUAAUAAUUUGUUAAGAUGAGAGGGACUUCAUAUACCUCACUGGGCCUAAACGAUUUUAACACCGUCUUCAAAUACAUACGUACAUAUACGCAUUUUCUCUUAUAACAACAAAUUACUAGCUAUGAGUACUUAUGAUAGUUUAAACCAUGUACAUGACUGAUUAAGACAGUCAUCUUUCAACCAAAGGGUCGCAGGUUUGAAUUCCACUCCAAGUACUUCAAUUUGGCCAACCGGGUAGUAUCACUUGCCAUCACUCCAAUAGCCUGACUCAAACCCAACUACAUAUACCGUCUAUAGUAAGUGAAUUGUAUUAAUUUUAAAAAGUUCAAAACAUAAUAUCAAUUAAUUUUCUAUGUUUGUUUAAGUAAAUACGGUUUCUCCUCAAAAUACCGCUUCUGCUGUACAUAUGUAACCCUGACUUUCCGUUUAUGCAUCCUCUUAAAAUCUUGAUAUUGUUAUCUUUUCCAGAAUAGUUACCACUUAAAUAUUUCGUGCUAGACGGUCAAUCCUUUGUUAUCGCUAAUACUUUCAAUUCCCAGUUAAUACUAGAGAAAGCCUUUUUAUUUAUUGUUUAUCUAUUUCCUUAUGGGGUCGCACUCGGAGCCUUCGACCUAAAGGUCUGAUCUACAAGGCAGUGGAGCAAUGCCAGGAGAUGCAGUCGCAUGGUAGCCGGUGACCAACAAUUGGUUCAUACGCCAUGUAAGUAUAUUAUAAAGCCACGCCUAAGUGCCUAAUAAUCGAAUACUUUUUGACAUGUGCCUAUAUAAUCGUCAUGAACGCUGUUUUUUUAUGUUGGGUAGUUGAAAGCAACUGAUAAAGAUCUUUGAAUGAAUUCUUUCUGGUUUUGAUUUAUUAGUUCUGUUUCACAACAGUUCACAAUGAAGUCCGAUAUAUUGAUGUUACCAACUUGCUUUCCUCCUCCUUAACAUUGGUAAGUAAACUUAGAAAUAUAUAUAUAUAUGGUAUUGCUAUGGCGUGCAUCCCCCAUCUCAACAGUUAUUAAAAUGCUUAGAUAUUAAUUUACACUCAGUUUAAAUUCAGUAUAAAUUCAAGCAACUCCCCCUGUAGCUCUUCUAGAGUUACUGCUAGUCCCAAGCCCGGGUAAAGGAGGAGAGUUGGGUAUGGGGUUAGCGACUCCAUCUCGUAGAAAACUAACUCGCUAAAAAAACGCUAACCAGAAAAAAUGACGCAAUAGACGCCCAACUUCGAGACCAAUAGUCUGAAUUCCAUAAGGAUCGGUCGUGCACAGACCAAAUUGCGACACUACGGAUCAUCGUCGAACAAUCAGUUGAGUGGAGCUCGUCACUAUACAUCAACUCCAUUGAUUAUGAAGAGGCGUUUGACAGUGUAGAUAGGAGUACAUUAUGGAGUUCCUGACAAGAUUGCCAACACUAUCCGGAACUCAUACGACGGACUACAGUGCAAACUCAUGCAUGAAGGACAGCUGACAGAUGCAUUCCAAGUAAGGACCGGAGUCAGACAAGGCUGUCUACUCUCCCCCCUUUCUCUUUCUUCUCGUGGUCGACAGGAUUAUGAAGACCUCGACAUCGGAGGGAAAACACGGAAUACAAUGGACAGCUCAGAACCAACUAGAUGAUUUAGACUUCGCAGAUGACCUAGCCCUCCUAUCCCAUACACACGAACAAAUGCAGAUAAAGACAGCCAGUGUAGCAGCAGUCUCUUCAUCAGUAGACCUCAACAUACACAAGGGGAAAAUCAAGGUCCUUAAAUACAACACGGAGAACACCAACCCAAUCAGACUUGAUGGCGAAACUCUGGAAGAUGUAGAAUCCUUCACAUACCUGGGAAGCAUCAUCGAUGUACAAGGUGGUCCAGAUGCAGACGUAAAGGUGAGGACUGACAAAGCAAUGGCCUCGUUCCUGCAAUUAAAGAACAUAUGGAACUCAAAACAACUUUCAACUAAUAUCAAAGUGAGAACCUUCAAUACAAGCGUUAAGAUAGUUCUACUGUACGGAGCUGAAACUUGGAGAACUACCACAACCAUCAUCAAGAAGGUACAAACAUUUAUAAAUAGUUGUCUACGCAAGAUACUCAACAUCCAUUGGCCCGAUACCAUCAGCAAUAGCCUACUGUGGGAGAGAACAAACCAGCUUCCAGCUGAAGAGGAAAUCAGGAGAAGACGAUGGAAGAGGAUAGGAAAUACAUUACGGAAAUCAUCAAACUGCAUCACAGGGCAAGCUCUAACUUGGAAUCCUGAAGGGAAGCGGAAGAGAGGAAGGCCAAAGAACACAUUAGGUCGGGAAACAGAAGCAGAUAUGAAAAGCAUGAAUAACAAGUGAAAAGAUCUGGAAAGGAUUGCUCAGGACAGGGUUGGGUGGAGUGCUGGUGAGUGGCCUAUGCUCCUUCACGAGGAGUAACAGGCGUAAGUAAGUAAUAAAUUCAAGCACAACUCUUGAACAUUCUGCAAAUUGAUUAUCGAGAAAUACCCCUUUAAGAAAGUGUAAUAUAUGCUUGGAUGACAAUCAGCUGUUCGUUUAAUAUAGUCAUCUGAUGGUUAUCAGCGAACAAAGACUUAAAGGAAAUUAACCAGAAUGUUUGCCAUACACUAAACAGCUUCAUAUCAUUAUCUUCAUUCUCAGUUCUGAAUCUCUUGUACGAUCCCACUAUCAAUAAUGACGAGUCUACUAUCAUAAUAAGUGUUAUCUUAAUUAAGACUAUGUCCUGUCAGUUCAAACGGUAAGAAAAAUAGGGGAUAGGGUUACCCACAGCGGUUUUAAUUAUCAGUAACUGAGUUCUAUUCAGUACUAUUAGCCAUUUAUUCAUUCAUUUAUUGAAUGAUUUCUGCACUUUAGAAUGUAACUUUUAUUAGAAAUAACGUUUCUAAUCAUAACUUUCAUCAUAUUUACAUUUUUCAUCCGGUAUGUUUGGAAACACCACACUAACAUUUCCAUACCAGACAGUUACGGAUAAUUCCAUACUCUUGAAAUGAAAUCCCUAAUGAAAAUCACAUACCAAUAUACAGUAUUUAUUCACUAAAUAAAUGGAAGAUGUUCGAAAGUGCUGGAUAACAACUUUGUACUAAUCUUUCAAUUUAUUACUCUAGAUCGGUACAUUUCAUAGGACAUAGCACGCGAGUAGAAAAGCCAAGAACGAACAAAAUAUCCGUGGCAUACAGGUUUUCACACCGAGUCAUCAAUACUUGGAACCUGCUGCUCAAAGCAGUGGUGACCGCACCUUCAAUUGACUCUUUCAAGAGAAAACUGGACACUCACAGAAACAUACUAGAAAAGGAAUAACAUAGGCCAUAGGCCUUCUGUCCUUACUACACAAAUCUGAAUGUAAUCUGAAACUAGACUUUCAUAAAAUUGCAAAUGAAUUUCUGAGUUAUGUGAUACUGUUAAAUAAAUCUGUAGUUUCGAUAACAG